GCAAAUUAGUUGUAUUGAAGUUGUUACGUCGGACAACGUAUUUAGGACGGGUUGUAGAAUGCUUCCUAUUUAUCUGAUUAAAUAAACGUUGAUUAUGUAGUUUUUAAACUCGCAGGCUAUUAUUAAACCGCGCGCGGUAACAUAUUUACAUCUAUGCACGUAUUUUUAUCAAGUCUUUCCAAAUAUUUAUUUUUGGAUGUUAUUUUUUGGUCUUCUGGAAUUUUCGAUAGAUAUUUGUUGUUGUGGCAUAAUAAUUAUUGGUAUCGAUGGAUGUUUUAUGGUUGAACGGCCAUAGAUCACGGAGGAGUUGUUUGCAAAAUUGAAGCAUCACGCCCACAUAACUAUAAAACAAUCAAUAGCUUCACAUGUCGGCGGUACCAACGGCAGGCAGAGGCAGAGAAGCGGAUUCGAGAUGCAUUGCGGCGGUGUUCUCCUUUCACGGGCCUCUUGCACGCGAAGGCGAGCGCAUGCGCGACCUCGCUCGCCGACCCGCUUGCGCCGGCGCUGUGCUCAACUUCAUAUUUUCAUGUUGUUUCCAGCGGGACCGCGGAUUCUGCACAAUACCACAUACAAAACGAUUUUUCAUGCAAUUUGCACUGCUACGUACAUUCUUCCUAGCCUUCAGCCAUAUUUUACGUUGGCUGCAACCGUGCAAUUUUCGAUUCGGUUCCGCUUAUAAGAGUUUGUUAUUGAAUUUUCGUGCCCAUUUUUAAACAUGGCGAUCCUAUAAUUGCUACCUAACCUAAAUCCAAUGAAAAUAAAUGCUCUGUUCGCUAGAAUAGGCUUAGUUUUCGUUUUGUACAUCAAAAUACCGAAAGAUACGUGAUUACACGCGAUUAUAUUGAAUUUGAAAGUGUUCUGAAAUUACCGUUGACCUGGAGGCCCAAAACAACUUGGAAAAGGGUGGUGGCGGGGAAUCCGCUAAUUUUGAUGCUAAAAACCAAGAUGUUCAAGCUAAUAACGCAAAUGAAAACAUGAGUGUAUGCAUAGAUAGUGGAACAGUGCUCGCCAAUGUGGUGGGCACGACAUCUUUGGCCCUUCAAAAUGAAGACAUCUCUGCUACUACCCAAACCACCACAGUACAAUUACCCAGUGAACAGACGGAUAUUACACCACAGUCCGCUCCGGCGGCCAAAAAUGUCGCCGCCACCAAGCUAGUAGUACCUUCCAGUACGCCAAACACUGUUUUGCAGAAAGUUGUCAAUCAGCCAGUAAUAACAGUUUUAAAUUCAUCUGGACCAUUAACUGUAGUGAAAAGUCUUUGUGUUACAUCAGGUGUUUCUAGUGCCCCUCAAUUUACAUUGGUUAAUUCAGCACCUCUGACAGUGGCCAACACUGUUGGGAAACCCCCCACAAUCACACUACUCAAUGGACCAGUGACUGUUGUCAAAGCUAUCCCAGCUACACAGAACAUUGAAAAAAGUGAAGCAGUAUCAAAUACUACUACUAAUGCUCCAACUAAUGUGUCUCCCCCUACAAUUAUGGAAAAUCGGGGACACAAUGUGUUUGUCAAAAACACUUGUCCCGAUUCUACAGUCCCUGACAUGCCUCAGAGCCAUAAAAUCUUGACUGCAAGCAACUUCCCCCAAGCUAAUGUUUUAGCAAAUGUCCAGAACAAAACAGCAAAUGGUCAAAGAAAUAAGCUAAAGAUUUUAUCGAAUGUUCAGAUGAUGCCUGGCACAUCUUCUGUUGGAAAUGUGUUGCUAAACAAAUCAAACAACAAUGCACAACAGCAGAGGUAUUUUCCGCGAUCCAAAUUAAUAGGAGCAAACGGAACCAAGUACCUAAAUAAACCGACGACGCCAAACAACGUGCUCAAAUCAAACGUGAAUCAACCGUUGAACAAAUCGCCACAAAGAAUGGUCUACCCGACUCACAAAAGUCAAAUAAAAACUCUCACCCCGAAUUACGUUCAAAAGGCGCAAGGUAUUAAAACUUUGUCGCCGCAGCAAAAACCGGUGCAAAUGCAGCGAAGCAACAGCGGCUUGAGGACAAUACCGCCGCAGCGCCCGCCUAAAAUGCCCAACAAACCGAACUACAUCGGCAAGCACGCGGUGCAGGCGCAAAAGAUGCGCCCCAAAAUGAAGAACGCGAAGGUCACGUCGCCGUACGGCGGCGGCGGCAACCACCCGCCGCCGAUGCCCGAGAAGCAGCUCACGUUCAAUCAGGCCCUGACGGCCGAAAUAAUCGAGACGCUGAGCAACAAGAGCGCCGCCGCCCCCAACUCGUACCCCUCGAAGCACUACGAGAUCCUGCCGGCGCGGUACGAGAACGCCUACACGUACCAAGAUCACAAGGCGGCGGCAAUGGCGGCGCCCGAUUCCUCCGCCGCCGCCGUCGUCGACGACAAAACCAAGUCCGGCCUGGACGCGCUCUCGCUCAUAUGCCAGGCGGUUCUGCUCGAUCACAACUACAACGCCACCCUACCGCCGGAUUCGCCGACGAGAUCUGCUCCGCCGCCCCCCAUUCCCCAAUCUCAGCUCAACGGGAUGUCCGGCGGCGGGAACUCGAUGUACUCGCCCGGGAGUCAGCAGCAGGCCAAGAGGCGCUCGCUACCGCCGGCGAGUUCCAUGUGCAUGCCCGCCGGCGGCGGCGGCGGCGCCGGUCUGCCCAACAUGUCGAAUGCGAUAAAGGGGAUGGGACCGAUGGAAAAAUGCCAGAACGCCAUGCUGCUGGGCAGCCACCAGAUGUCGAUGCAGGACGAAGACGCCGCCUCCGACGUGUCGGACCUCUCCGAUAGGAAGCACGACACCGAGGGAGAAGAGACUGACACCGCGCCGGAAGCGGAAGCCGUCACCAAUGAGGAACACAUGGACCAUUAUGGAGACUAUGUCACUCGUUGUAUAUGCGGAUUUUUACACGACGACGGCUAUAUGGUGGAAUGCGACCGUUGCAAAGUGUGGCAACACGUGCAAUGCGUCGUGAAAAACAAACAGGUACCCGACGAAUAUUUGUGCGAGGUCUGCGACCCGACGAAGCCAAUCGAAAAACAAAAAGCUCGAAUGAUUCAGCAGCAGUGGCUCAGAGAUCGACAGCUGCUCGCCGAAUCCAACAAGUUGAAGAAGGACAUUAAAAUGAAGGAGACGUUGAAGCAACGCGAAGUGAUCAGCGACUCGGACUCUUCCGACGCCGAACACCCGCCGCACCACAACAACAACGUGGUGGCGAAGCGGCGGCGGCGCAAGAGCGAAAGCUCGAAGCAACAGACGGCGACGAGCAGGAGGGACGCCGCCAAGGAGGCGGCCGUGGCGAGGCGGCAGAAGCAGCGCCGCGAACGCAAGACCGUGAAGCGCAAGGCGGCGGCGAAACCCAACGCCAAGCAGAACGCGCAGCAGUUGGCGCACAGCGACGACGAAGGCGGCGGCAACGCGGAGAAUUUCGCCAAUCAGCUGCCUCAGCUGAGGCAGUGGAUCGAAAAGUACGAGGAGGCCGUGACGAAUCACUACUCGCCCGAGUUGAGGGCGCGCAUUUCGAACAUCAGGGUGAACGGCGCCCACUCGGAUCAGAUUUCGAUGCAGUUCGACUGCGCCGUUCAAAAGUGCCGCGUGCACACGCAGCCGCUAACCGAGCUGAAAUACCUGGUGAGUACGGUGCGUUUGCCGCCCAACACGCCCGUGGUGGAGCUGCGCGGCAAGUACAUGCUGUCGACGCAGCACCGGAACGCCGGCUCGCUGACGACGCGGCAGCACUCGCAACGACCCGGCCCCUUCCUCUUCUUCUACCGGCUGCGCAAGGACAACACGGAGGUGUGCGUGGACACGCGCACCUACGGCAACAGCGCGCGCUUCGUGCGGCGCUCGUGCAGGCCGAACGCCGAGCUGCGCCACUGCAUCGAGAAGGGCGUGCUGCACCUGUACAUCGUCUCGAUAACCGACGUUGAGAAGAACGGCGAGCUGACGAUCAAGCACGAGUCGCACGACCUGGCGGUCGUGGGCACGACGCGGAUCGCGUGCGCCUGCAACUCGCCGCCCGACGAGUGCGCCGUCAACAAGACCUCGAUCAAGAAGAACGGGGAGUCCGAUCUGAUGCUCAGGAAGCGACGAGGCAGGAGGACCGCGUCCGCGUGCGUACUGCAGGAGCCGGAACCGCAACCUCCAAAGGUCAAAGAUGAACCUCUUCCGGAACCUUUAUCUUCCCCGGAACCGAUCAAGCAGGAAGCGAUUCCAGUAAAAGAGGAGGUGAAGGUUGAAGUAAAAGAAGAAAAGCCGGUCGUCGUGAAAGAAGAAGCGUUGGAAAUCAAAGAGGAACCGCUGUCGAUAAAGCCGGCGAAAAAGGAGAUCGUCGUCAAAGAAGAUCCCGAACCGUCGCCGGAAAAGAAGCAACCCGACGAAGAAGCGAAGGAAAAGGUGGAAGAAGAGGAGGAGGAGCAGCAGGAGGAGGAGGAGGAAGACGAAGCGAUCGGCAAGAGUCCUCCGCACACGCCGAUCAUGACCAGGAGGUCCUCCCAGUACAAGUCAGCCGACGACAAGGAGGACAGUCGGGACGGACACGAGUCGGCGGCCGGCGCGGCGGCGCCUCCGUCGUCCGGGAGCGGCGGCAAGUCCAAGUGCAAAAAGUUGAGCCGCGAAGAGCGCAAACUCGAAGCGAUCCUGCGAGCCAUCGAGCAAAUGGAGAAGGCGGAGCAGCGGAAGCAGGAGCACGAGGCCAAGGCGCAGCACAGAAGGGAGUCGGAACCGGGACCCAAUCCCAAGGAGGAGGAGAAGGUCGAGCCCAGGAUGAAGAGAAGAAGAAGGAAGGGUCGCGCAAGAACGACAAGCACAAACGCGAGCACGCGCCGUAACCGUUUAAACUCUACGGACUCUUACAUGACGUCCGGAGACGAAACGAUGUUGUCUCCUACGGACAACGCGUGCCCCAGCAGCAGCAGCAGCAACAGGCCGACGACGAAAGUCGAUCACAACGACAAAGCCGUGGGUCUGUUGCUCGCGCUAUCCAACAACGCCGACAAAAACUCUAUGGACAAAUCGCCGAUGCGCGACGUCGACUCCAACUCCAACUCCGCCCAUUCGUCCCCCGAGACGCCCCUAUCGUCCGCCUGCCUCCUGGUGCAGGCCGCCGUCGAGCCGCUCGAACCGGGCUUCAAGUUUCCCAAAACCAAAAAGGGCAUGAUGAACGAGUGGCUCAACAAGGAGACGGUCGGCAACGAUUACGAUCACGGCGCUGCCCCUUCGGCCGCCAGUUUUUAUUCGCCGGCGAAAAAUUUGGCCGCCCUGGCGCAGGCCGCCACCUACUGCGACGUCAACGAGGCGCCCAGGGGCAGCGCCAAGAAGCGCUGGCUGAGGCAGGCGAUCAGCGAGGACAGAUCCUGCGACAGUCCGCAAAGUCGACCUGAUUCGCCGCCGCUGAGCGAGAUGGUCGCGCCGCCGAAAAAGCGGCGGCUGCCGCGCGAGUCGCUCUCGAACGAGGCGUCGCCGCCAUCGACGCCGACGUCGACGGUACCGCCGCCUAUUGUUACUAAACUAGACACAAACAACCAACAACAACCACCACCACCAGCAGCGACGAACAACAACUCGACUAGGCACGAGGGCUGCGUGGAGAUCGUGUACAGCGCCGCGCACGAGGGCGACUCGCCCACGCACCAGACCCUCGAGUGCGACGCGGUGCUGAAGGAGCGCGCCGCGCAGAUGAAGCAGGAGUACGCGGCGCCCAGCCUGGCGCUGGAGGCGGUCGCGCCGCCCCCGCCGCCGCCGAUCGGCAGCUGCCUGCUCGAUCCGCGGCUGGCGCGCGACCACCAUCCGAUGUUCUCGAACAGCGACCACCUGGUGGGCGCCGUCGAGAAGACGCUCAGCAUACUGGGGUUUCAGGAGAGGCGGCCCGAGGCCAUCACGCCCGCUAAAAGAAAGACUUCUUCUGCAGCUGUCGAUAACCGAGUACCGGCAACGGAAGAAGGUGAACACGAACGACGGCAGGAGCGGCGAGGGGGGCGGCGACAGCCGGUCGGGCUCUCCGCCGUCGCUGCACGAGGGCGGCGCAGCCGGCGGCGGCUACGACGAAGGGGCGUCGCACUCGGAAAGGCACGAGCCGGAGCCGGCCAGCAACGAGGAGAACAACUCGUCGGAGUCGUUUCGCGCGGCGGCGGCGGCCCGACCGCGAUCGGGUAGCACGUCGAGCAGCACGUCGCUCACGUCGUCGGACGACGAGGCGCACCACGCGCCCCCGCCCACCGACCCGCUAACACCAGCGAAAGCGUUGUCAGCAUUCAAUUCGGAACCCACAGAACUAGAAAGACAACGCGAAGCGUCCAGUUUAAGAUUGAAGAAAGCGUUUGGAUUAGCACUGGACGACGAACAUCGAAAACCAGUAACUCUGGACGUGGAGUCGAUCCUGAACUGCGAGCUUCCGCAAAUCAAGGCGGUAAAGCCGCCGCCCAGUCCCACCUUUCCCAUACCGGGCAGCUGCGAGGUGACGCGCGACGUGCCGUCCCCCGUCGCGCCGCCGCCGCCGGAACAAGACGCGCCGCUCGACCUCGCGCCGCACCCGCCGACCUCGACGAUUCUCGCCGUCGAUCGGCAGAUCUUCGCGGAGGAGGCGGUGAGAAAUGACGUUUAUGUGCCCGUGGAGAAGGAGGAGGAGGAGGGGGUCGUUUGUGCGAUGGAGGAGGACGAGGAGGAGAUCAAGCCCAAUUUGUUUUACACUCCCGACGAGGAGGAGGCGAUGCAGGACGUGGUGAAACCGGUUUCGCUUACCACCACCGUCUACGAUCCUUCCGGUAGCUAUGUGCCGGCUUUCAACAAUCCGGCCUAUUCCAACAACAUACUCCAAAUUUCGUCAAUUGAUGACGAUGCGAGGUACGAGGGUCGUAAUCCGUCACCUCCGCCCCACUUGGACACGGGUUGCGAAUGAAAUGCAAAAUUAAUAUAAUAGAGAGAGAGAUAGAGAGAGAAAGGAAGAGCGAGCGGGAAGCUUUAAUUAAUUAAUUAAUUACAUAAAUUAAGAGAAUAUCUGAUUUUUUCGUGCAAUUUGAUGAUUUUAACCUAUUUUUUUAUUAGUAUUACCUUCUAAGCACAGUGUACAUAGUUGUUUUAUUUUUGGAGAUUUAUUUUUUAAUGUAUAAAACACUUUUGAGAUGUCUACAACAAGUUGAGCAGUUUAUGUGAGUUAUUUUUUCAAAUUUGUAUUAUUCAGUUAUGUAAUUGCGAAUUGAGUUGUUAAUUUUGACUUACCUGUAGAUAUCGGAGGAAGAGAGAGAGAGACGUGUACACUAUGUAAAUAGAUUUAUUUUUAUUAAUAAGCUGAAUUUAGAGAACAUUGAUUUUUUGAUAUUUCGAUUUGCAACAUUGACUGACGGAUAAGGCAAAGGCUCCGAAUUUAUUAAUGUAAAUACUUGACUCUGUAUUCAAUUAGGGCGCCGCGUGUUGUGGGGCGCCCCCCAGCCGGACUUCUUUGGGUCAAUGUUGCAUGCGUAUGUAAUAAAAGUACAAAAUUAUUUAAGAGGUGAUCUCGUGUUUUAAUAAGAGUAGUGAUUUUUAUUAUUUUUCGAUUUUUCUAGACUAAGUGACACACCAUACUUUUGGGUUUAUUAGGUAAAACAAAGUUGAAAACUAAAACAUUUGUAGCUGAAAUUUUUCUCUGAAGUUUUUUUUGGGAUUUUUACAGUUCAUUUAUUCUAUUUUCUUCUUGCGUUUUACGUUAAUUACAGUUAAUUAGUUGUUGCUUUAAUUAUGUUUAGGCGACUUCUGCGUCAUUUUGUUUAUUAGUUUAUAUUUAGUUUGACAUGCCCGGUGUUUACUUUUCUCUAAUUUGUUCAUUCUCACCCCGGUUGAUUUUUUUACUCUCGCUUUCAAGUAUUGUUUAUAUUUUACAAAAUAUAUAGUUAAUGUUGUGAGUAACUAACGUGAAUGUUUUAUUAAUGAAAUUUAAGUGCAUAAUCAUUGAUUGGCUCAAAUUUUCAAUUUAAAAAAUCUUGUGUGCUACGUUUUAGUAGUUGAUGACAGUUCGAAUGGUAAUUUGAUGAUUAGAGAAAAGGUUUUGCGAACAAGACAGUACAUCACAAUUCAUUUCUCAAAAGCGGAAGUCGCUAUGUAUAUAUUGUAUUUGUAUAUAAUUAUAUUUAUAUAUCAAUUUGUAAAUUUCGUACUACCAGAUCCAGUGUUAGUUAUGUUAAUACUUAUUCAUUUAUUUAUUAAAAAUGCAGCUUUCUUUGCAACCAUGCUCCAUAGUUGCAAACUGGGCUGUUGGAUAAAUUGAAAGUCUUUCAAUUAUUUAUUUUAUUAUAAAAAAUGUACAAAAUUUCUAAAAAAAAUUGUUGAAAAGUGGAAAAAAUAAAUUUCUUACAAUCAGUAUUAAUAAUUAAAUAAGAUGCGUAAUAAAAUAAAUAAUUUUUGAACUUUUUCUAAAUUGUCAAUGAAAUGUCAACGAUUUUUAUUAUUGAAAAUUACUAUUUUAAUAUAACUUGCUGUACAUAACAUUAAUUGAUGUUGGUGCGAAAAACCGUACAAUUAUUAAAUAAAUUCUUUAAAAUUAA
Brassicogethes aeneus is the source of this 8467-nucleotide messenger RNA. NCBI's taxonomy places the organism in Eukaryota, Metazoa, Arthropoda, Insecta, Coleoptera, Nitidulidae. The record is from the annotation of a GenBank genome assembly.